Messenger RNA from Acanthosepion pharaonis, 2811 nucleotides. The record is from the annotation of a GenBank genome assembly. Lineage: Eukaryota; Metazoa; Mollusca; Cephalopoda; Sepiida; Sepiidae.
AUGCCAGUCUGUUCAUAUCUAUCUAUCUAUCUAUGCCAGUCUGUUCAUAUCUAUCCAUAUAUCUAUCUAUUUCAGUCAGCUAAUAUCUAUCUAUCUGACUCUGUUCAUAACUAUCUUAGACUUUCCACAUCUAUCUAUCUAUCUAUCUAUCUAUCUAUCUAUCUCAGUCAGUUCAUAUCUAUCUAUCUAUCUAUCUAUCUAUCUAUCUAUCUAUCUAUCUAUCUCAGUCUGUUCAUAUCUAUCUCUCCCAGUCUGUUCAUAUCUAUCUAUCUAUCUAUCUAUCUAUCUAUCUAUCUAUCUAUCUAUCUUAGGCUGUUAAUGUCUAUCUCACUCUUUUCAUAUCUGUCCGUUCAUAUUUAUCUGUUAAUAUCUAUUUCUCUCACUCUGUUCGUAUCAGUCGUUGUUCAUAUCUAUCUAUCUAUCUAUCUAUCUAUCUAUCUAUCUAUCUAUCUAUCUAUCUAUCUAUACCAGUCUGUUCAUAUCUAUCCAUAUAUCUAUCUAUUUGAUCUUUCCAUAUCUAUCUAUCUAUCUAUCUAUCUCAGUCAGUUCAUAUUUAUCUCAGUCUGUUCAUAUCUCCCUAUUUCUUUGUUCAUAUCUGUCUAUCUAUCUAUCUAUCUUAGUCUGUUAAUGUCUAUCUCACUCUUUUCAUAUCCGUCUGUUCAUAUCUAUCUGUUAAUAACUAUUUCUCUCACUCUGUUCAUAUCAGUCGUUGUUCAUAUCUAUCUAUCUAUCUAUCUAUCUGGCUGUCUCUGUUCAUAUCUAUCUAUCUAUCUAUCUAUCAUUUUACUUAAGUCAUGGAAUCUGAGAAACGUGGAUCCUACCACAACACUAUCUUUCUAUCUAUUUCUUCAUAUUUCUUUCUAUUUCUUCGUAUCUAUCAUUCUAUCUAUCGAUCUAUUUCUUUAUAUUUCUUUCUAUUUUUCAUAUCUAUCUAACUACCGAUCUAUCUAUUUCUUUCUAUUUUUUCGUAGCUAUCUAUCUACCUACUUCUUCUAUAUAUAUAUAUAUAUAUAUAUAUAUAUAUAUAUAUAUCUUUCUAUCUAUUUCUUCAUAUUUCUUUCUAUUUCUUCAUAUUUCUUUCUAUUUUUCAUAUCUAUCUAUCUAUUUAUUUCUCCACCUUACUUUCUAUUUUUCGUAUCUAUCUAUCUAUCUAUCUAUUUCUUCAUAUCUCUCUAUAUAUUUCUCCACCUUUCUUUCUAUCUAUUUAUCUAUCUAUCUAUGUAUCUAUCUAUCUAUUUCUUCAUAUUUCUUUCUAUUUUUGUAUCUAUCUAUCUAUCUAUCUAUAAAAUGACAUAUGCAUGCAUUUUACGAAAAUCUACGAAAAAAUGGGAAAAUCUGUUCAUAUCUAUCUAUCAAAAUCUGUUAAUAUCUAUCUAUCUAUCUAUCUAUCUAUCUGUCUGUCUGUCUAUCGAUCUAUCUAAGUCUGUUCAUAUGUAUCUAUUCCGUUUGUUCAUAUCUAUCUAUUCAUGUUCACCUCUAUUUAUCUCAACUUUUAUCUAUCUAUCUAUUUAUCUAUCUAUCUAUCUCAUUCUUUUCAUAUCUAUAUAUCUAGCACGAAUCGUAUCUACUUUGUUUGCACUGUUAAAAUAUCUUUUCUUUCUUUCUUUCUUUCUUUCUUUCUUUCUUUCUUUCUUUCUUUCUUUCUACUACUACUACUACUGCUACUACUUAUAUUAUCUAAGUGCUCUUCCUCUGCUUCUCUUCUUUUUCCUCUUCAAUCAAAUUUCCUUCUCCAGCGUAUUUUUCUGGUACUACUAUAACUUUUUCUUUUCUUCCUCCUCUUCUUUUUCUUCUACUGCGUUUCUUUCUUUCUUUUUUCUUUCUUUCUUUCUUUCUUUCUUUCCUUUAUUUCUUCUUCUUCUUCUUCUUCUUCUCGUCCUCCUAAAGUUCUCGUUGUCCUCCUCCUUUCUUUUUCUUCACCUUACUUCUUCUUCUAAUUCGUUUCUUCUUCUUCUUCUUCUUCUUCUUCUUUUUCUUCUUCUUCUUCUUCUUCUUCGUUUACUUCUUUUACUUUGUCUACUUCUGUGCCUGAUAUUUCUUCCCAAUCUUCUACUGCGUUUCUUUUCUUCUUCUUCUUCUUCUUCUUCUUCUUCUUCUUCUUCUUCUUCUCCUUCUUCUUCUUCUUCUUCUUGUUCGAAUUCUUCUUCUCCGUUUUCGCCAAGACGAAGAUAUUAUAACUCUUUCUCUAUUUACUUCUUCCUUCUCACCACAUUCCUCAUCCCCUCUUCUUCUUCUUCUUCUUCUUCUUCUGUUCUUUACGCUUCAUCGAUUUUGUUUUCCAAUAUUCGCCGUCAUUUCCGUGCGUCUCGCUCGCCAUUACGAGGCAUUUUCUUAGGCUUCUUUCAUUUUUCUUCUGUUUCUUUAUUACGUUCGCUUCUGCUUCUUUCAUCAUUUCCUUCUUCUUUCUUUUUUCUUUCUUUCUUUCUUUUAGCUCUUUCUGAUUCGUUCUCUUAUUUCCUUCUCAUUCUUUCAUUUCCUUCUGCUUCUAACUUUUACUCCUGCGUCUUUCUUUUCCCUGUCUUUUUUCUUUCAUUUGCUUUGCUUCUUUCUUUCAUUAUUCUUCAGCUUCUUUCAUUUUACUUCUCUCUUUCUGAUUCGUUCUCUCAUUUCCUUCUCCUUUUUCAUUUCCUUCUGCUUCUAACUUUUACUCCCGCGUCUUUCUUUUCCCUGUCUUUUUUCUUUCAUUUGCUUUGCUUCUUUCUUUCAUUAUUCUUCAGCUUCUUUCAUUUUUCUUCUGUUUCUUUAUUUCAUUCGCUUCUGCUUCUUUCGUCAUUUCUUUCUGAUUCUCUUUCAACAGUCCGAAGCACGUAA